UUAUCCCGGCAGCUCUCCGAAUGGCUUCCGAGUAUCCGCAAUGCGUUGUGAAUCCAAAAUGGCGCUUGGAAAGGCUGUGGUUUACGGUUCGCUCGCAUUAGGCAUCGUAAUCCUCAUAUUAGUGCUAAACUUCGCUUAUUUGCCAAACCGAAGACUUAACCAAGACUUUAAUCUAUCGACUCAAAGCGACAUUGACAGUAAAAGACCAACGAUCUCCACUUUAACAACAGGAAAUGCAAGGAGUUUCACGCCGAAGUUUGAAGAUCCCGAAUUGUCUCUUGAGGACUACAAAACACGGAUGUGGAAUUGCAGUAAAUCAAAUUCUAUUGAAAAAUCAGCCCUUAAAAACUCCAGUGUGUCCCUGUGUUAUGAUAUGUUGAAAGAUCCAUUAAUGUGUUUUAUGGACCCCGUACAUUGCAAACAUCCGCCAGAAAAGAAAUCUAGUAGGAAUUAUCACUGGCCUCGAUACGGAGAGUAUGCCUAUUUACCUCGUUCCAAGUGGCCUCUUGUUAUGUUGCAUGGUGGUGUGGUAUUCCUCUACGAUCCGUGUGCAUCGCCUGAACUUAAGGAAGACCUCAAGGCAUUAGCAGGAAGCUGUCUGCACCGUUUUGUGAUCACUCCCUAUGAACACUUAGCUCCAGGACAGGAUUUUGCUAUCGUCACAUGGGGUUGCCUUCACUCCGGUAAAGAACUCAACCUGACAGCAAUGAAGCAUUGGAUUCGAGCCAAAGCAAUGAACGCCCCUGCCACUCAUGUCACCAAAACUGGAGACUUCAAAAAGGGAUUGAUACAGCCAGCGAAAAUUGUUUCAGACAUACAUGAAACAGAACUAUGCCCUUCAAAUGAUUCCAAAUUCGUGCUGAGUGAUUCAUCGGAACAAAGCGAGAGGAGAACGGAGUCAGACAGUAACCAGAACACCAAGUGGGAGGAGCACCUGUCAAUCAAAGAGAAUGUUGUCAUUGUUCAAGAUAGUAAGGGCAAGCCUAUGUUAAGACAUAAGUUCGACAGUGUGAAUGCUGCCUGGGCUCUAGGCAGCCUCAUCUUCCUCUGCCUCAUACUCACGAGUGUUAUGAUGUACACAAGGCCUUGGAGACAGAGGGACUUUUGGUGGAGAACCGAUGAUAUCACUUACAACAGCAACUCAAGGUUUAAUAUGCUCAAGAGUAAAUCACUCAGUUUUAAUUGGAGGGGAAACAAGAGAAGGUCAUCCGCGCAGAUGAGGCUUUUGGGCCCGAUUCCAGAGGAACCUGAUGACGACAUAUAGCAGAAAAUUAAAUUAUAUAACAAUCUUUUUAUUGUACAUUGGCUACCAUACCAAACGGGCUGGGAAAGAAUGAUAUGGAGUUCUCUCCCUGUCUGGCCUGGACGUCGCCCCAUAAAGUCUUAACUCAGCUUUCAUGGAGCAUCCGCCGAUGAGAACAGCUUUAUCAAUGAAAUACCACUCCGAUAUCUGAAGUGGCUGUGAAGCUAAUGAAAGAAUUACUGAGCGAGCGGGAAAUAUUGCUUCAGUUAGUCUGGAGGAUUGCGAUUGUUAGCCUGGAGGAUUGCGUCCUCUUCGGAAUGGCGUAUCGCUUUUUAAGCGUAUCGCUGUUCGCCAAAAUACUUCAGACUCACAAAAAUCUUGUGAUCUUGUACACUAAAAUGUGCAAUAAGAUAAUAUAGUUAUUGUGGCCCUAAAAGACUUAUGGCUGCAUCAAACCCCAGACUUUUUUAGAAAUAUCAAGAAUACACAAAAUUUAAGGCCAUUUGCCUUAAUCUCUGCAUUAUGCAGAUAUGUUUAAUUUAUAAAGGUAUUUGUUACUUGAGUUUUUUCCCAAUGUAGCCUCCUCUGAAGGCGUAUGUAUGUCUGUUUCCGGCUUAUCGAGUUUGUUAUAUUUUGACUUGUGGAGAACCCGUUUUUUACAAUAUUGGUUUUCUUGUGGCAAACCAAGAACAAUAAGGGAAAUGUCAUCUGGAGGUUAAUAAAUCAAAACUACAAAAG
Molecule: messenger RNA, 1981 nt
Organism: Nematostella vectensis (starlet sea anemone)
Lineage: Eukaryota; Metazoa; Cnidaria; Anthozoa; Actiniaria; Edwardsiidae
Exons: 8
Coding region: 41-1264 (407 amino acids)
Cellular component (GO): cytoplasm
Source: RefSeq, a predicted model, not a curated record